Messenger RNA from Poecilia latipinna (sailfin molly), 1201 nucleotides. Its product is annotated as ADP-ribosylation factor 1-like. The transcript is spliced from 6 exons. The coding region runs from base 127 to 666 and encodes 179 amino acids. Lineage: Eukaryota; Metazoa; Chordata; Actinopteri; Cyprinodontiformes; Poeciliidae. Gene Ontology annotation, molecular function: GTP binding; GTPase activity. The record is from RefSeq and is a predicted model, not a curated record.
GGAUGACAACGUGGAUUAGAGAAACACACCCACGGUGGUGGUGUAUAAAACACGGGGCACCCACGGACACGGAGACACGCAGACACGCAGCCUUAACCUGGGACGGUUCCUACCUGGACCUUCAUCAUGGGAGUCAUCAUCUCACAGAUCUUCUCCAGGUUCAUCUCCAAGACUCCGGUCAGGAUUCUAAUGGUAGGCCUGGAUGCUGCAGGUAAAACCACACUGCUGUACAAACUGAAGCUGGCUGAAGUGGUCACCACCAUCCCGACCAUUGGUUUCAACGUGGAGACGGUGGAGUAUAAAAACAUCAGUUUCACCGUUUGGGACGUCGGUGGUCAGACCGUCAUCAGACCGCUGUGGAGACAUUACUACACCAACACGCAGGGUUUGAUUUUUGUGAUUGACAGCAGCGACUCUGAGAGGAUUAAAGAGGCUGCAGAUGAGCUGCACAGGCAGCUGGAGGAGGAUGAGCUGAGGGACGUUCCAGUUCUGGUUUUUGCUAACAAACAGGACUUACCCAGAGCCAUGCCGGUUGGUGACAUCACAGAGGCUCUCAGCCUAUCAGGAGUCCAGCAGCCGUGGUUCGUCCAGUCGUCCUGUGCCGUCAGCGGCGCCGGUCUGGUGGAGGGACUGGACUGGCUCUCCGACCAGAUCCUGAAGAAGUAGCUGCUGCUGAGAAGCUCUGAUUUCUGACGUUCCUGCUGAGUCUUUGAAGGCACCAGGCGCCUACCUGGCGCCGUUUACCUGGAGAAACCUGAAGGAUUUUCUGAGAAAACGUCUAAACCUGUAAAACUAUCGCACUUUUUCUCUGAAAAGAGAUCACCAGAAACUACUUGGGUUUGGAUUCGUUGUGAUAUCAUUGCUGUAAGAUUUUAUGUUAUUCCUGAUGAUUUUUUGAUUCUUCAUAAAACGUUGUACACUACCAGUCACUAGCUGUUUAUUUUGGGUGCUUUUACAAGAAGUUUUUGUGGUAAAUUUACCAAAAAAGGAGACAAAUAUGCCUUAAUGUGCUUUAAUUUUCUGCAGGUAUUACACAAAUAUUUUAUGAAACUGUAUUUAUUGUGAAAUCUAAAUGUUGAUAUCAUUUGAUAUAAUAAAAGCCAGAAGCAGCUAAAUCCUAUCGUAUGAUUUUGACAGACUCUUAACUGCACAAGUAUGACUGUAAAGAAUAAAGUUUUUAAAUAAAAUUUAAAAAGUCAAA